Messenger RNA from Rotaria sordida, 432 nucleotides. The record is from the annotation of a GenBank genome assembly. Lineage: Eukaryota; Metazoa; Rotifera; Eurotatoria; Philodinida; Philodinidae.
AUGGUACUAUUCAUUACAACGACUUGUAGCUAUGUUAUAGAAUCGGAUGAUUUAAGAAAUAGUCUUACCGAUCAACAAUUUGGAUUGAAUAUACCUUCAUAUUAUGAUCGUGUUUUUCGCUCAACAAAAUUUCCACGUAUUGGUCGUUCACUAUCUGAUACAGAAGAUAUUUCUUCUAUGUUUGAUGCAAAUACAAACAUUGAAGAUAAUGAAGAAAAUAAUUAUGAUAAUGAAUUACGAUGGAAUGAACAACGAAGUGUUUUUUUUCCACGUAUUGGUAAACGUGCAUUUCAUAAUUUAGUUUGGGGACAUAGUUUAUCAAAUCCACAUUAUAUCUUAGAUGCACAAGGUCGAUAUCAUAUCAACAAUGGUUAUGAUUAUCAUAAUCAUCAAAUUCAACCAACAUCAAUGAAACAUUAUCGAGGCAAAUAA